AACGCGCACUCAUCCAUCAUCCAAUUCCACUGAUCGCAGAAGUGAAUGCACCGCUCAUCUGAGCGCUGAACAGGCUGCGCUCUUCUUUGUGCAUCAGUCCUCCUGCUAGAGCAGAUUUCGCAUUAGCUCUGGCCACGGAUUCAGCGCCAGUAAGCUACUUUUGGAUACAUCAGUUAUUCAAAACUAUCUACAAAUGAUUGACACAAUUUUGUAUUGCUGAGGUAUUUCAAAGAAAAAUGUAAUAUAUACUAUAUUGCCUAUUUGACAUAUUAGACAUACCUGUUAUGUGGCACUUUUUCCGUCACCACAAGAUACCACUGUGCGCAAUGGGAGAACAGGUGCAUUAUAUGUUAAGUAUGAGCCACAGGGCAGAAUGUUGCCUUCCGUUGGAUUUCCAGUAAUGGUCAGAAAACUCUUGGCUGAAAUUAAACCAUUCCAAAAUGGAUCUAAUGUGACGUUAAAGUGUACAAAUAAAGGUGGGAUGUGACACUAGUGUCCCCUAUCUCAACCCUGAAACAGACUCAACCCAGCCCUCCUCCCUGUCAAUAUGGAUCUCUGGCCUCUCCUCCCAUCAUCCCCCAACCUCUCCCUCCCCGAGCCCCUGUACUAUGACAGCUACUUCCCAGGGAACGAGUCUGACCUGGGGUCCCGGAAUGACACUCCUGACGAGACCCAACAGGUCUUCGACAAGACCAGCUCCGUGGUUAUUACCUUCAUCUACUUCAUGGUCUGCGCCGUGGGCCUGACGGGCAACACCUUGGUGAUCUAUGUCAUCCUGCGCUAUGCUAAGAUGAAAACAGUCACUAACAUUUACAUCCUGAACCUGGCCGUGGCUGACGUCCUCUGUAUGCUGAGUCUACCCUUUAUCGCCAUGCAGCUGGCCCUGGUCCACUGGCCCUUCGGCUCCGUGCUCUGCCGUCUGGUCAUGACCGUGGACUGCCUCAACCAGUUCACCAGCAUCUUCUGCCUCACGGUCAUGAGCAUCGACCGCUACCUGGCUGUGGUCCACCCCAUAAAGUCCACCAAGUGGCGGAAGCCACGCGUGGCUAAGAUCAUCAACCUGACCGUGUGGGGAGUGUCCCUGCUGGUCAACCUGCCAAUCAUGAUCUUCAGCGGUCUGAUGCCCAAUAAGAACGAGGCGUGGGUGUGUACCAUUGUGUGGCCAGAGCCUCAGGAGGCCUAUCAGACGGCCUUCAUGUUCUACACCUUCUUCCUGGGUUUCUUCCUGCCACUCACAAUCAUCUGCCUCUGUUACCUGCUCAUCAUCGUCAAGGUGAAGUCGUCAGGCAUGCGCGUGGGCUCAACUAAGCGUAAGCGCUCGGAGAGGAAGGUGACCAGGAUGGUGUCCAUCGUAGUGGCCAUGUUCGUGCUCUGCUGGCUGCCCUUCUACGUGUUCAACGUCACCUCGGUGACGGGGACCAUCAACACCACGCCUGUCCUCAAGAGCACCUUUGAGUUUGUGGUGGUGCUGGGCUACGCCAACAGCUGUGCCAACCCCAUCCUGUACGCCUUCCUGUCGGACAACUUCAAGAAGAGCUUUCAGAACGUUCUGUGCUUGAAGAAGGUGGCGGGCCUGGAUGAGGCGGAGCGCAGCGACAGCCGCAUGGAGCGGACGCGCACGGUCAAAGACGUCACCGCCGAAACGCGCAACGCGGCGCUGCUCAACGGCGAGCUGCAGACCAGUAUAUGACCUGUUUGCCAGAGUGUGUGAGACAGUGUUUGUGUGCGUGCUUGCUUGCAUGUGUACGCGUGUGUGUCUGUGUGCAGGUAUGAAAUCCGCAUAGUACUCGGUUCAUCUGAGGUGGCCGUGGGGCUGCUUGUGAGUAUCGUCACCCUGAACUGAUGGAUGGUCCUCUGCCCACUACCAGAGUGUAUGUAGACGAGUUAGAUAGACUAGUCAUUUUAACAUCACUCUCCUAUAAACUGCUGGGCAGUGGCCCAGUCACCAAGGAGGUCCAUACUGUCUUUUACAACAUACCUGUCAAGAUCCAUCUUGGAAAACAGAGAAAAAAGAUUGAUUUGAAGAAGACGAAAAAGAUGUCCUAUCAUGUUUCAUUGACAUGGAUUGAUUCAUACUGUCUUGAGAGCAGGAUAUAAGAGAAAGAACACCUUUGAUAAAGCAUCUUAUUUAUUGAUAAGGAAGAUGUUACUCGCCAAGUCAGAUCCCCUUUGACUGAAGCUGGAGACUUUCGAAUUCUGCAUCCAGGAAGGUUGGAAAUCCUAUCUGACUGCAUUCGUGAAGCUUCUCUGACUUCAAACAAGACAAUCUCGUCUGGAUGUAUAUACAGUGCCUUCGGAAAGUAUUCACACCUCUUUACUUAUCCACAUUUUGUCGUGUUCCCGCACAAAUGUAAAAUGGGUUCAAUUGAGUGUGUGUCACUGGCCUACACACAAUACCCCGUAAUGUCAAAUUUAAACAAGUAUUCAACCCCUUUGUUAUGGCAAGCAUAAAAAUGUGCUUAACAAGUCACAUACAGUAAUACGUUGAGUGGUCUCA
Molecule: messenger RNA, 2497 nt
Organism: Oncorhynchus gorbuscha (pink salmon)
Lineage: Eukaryota; Metazoa; Chordata; Actinopteri; Salmoniformes; Salmonidae
Product: somatostatin receptor type 2-like
Exons: 3
Coding region: 548-1690 (380 amino acids)
Biological process (GO): cellular response to glucocorticoid stimulus; neuropeptide signaling pathway; cellular response to estradiol stimulus
Cellular component (GO): membrane; neuron projection
Molecular function (GO): somatostatin receptor activity; neuropeptide binding
Source: RefSeq, a predicted model, not a curated record